AAUUUGUUUUACAACAUCAAUAACUAAAAAUACGUUUUAUCUUAAUUGAAAUUUCAUCUUACGUUCAAUUAAAAUGAUUACAUUCAGUCACCAGAAAUGAAUUAUUUUGUGAUUAUUCUUGGCGUGUUAUUUAAUGAAAUUUUGGAAUCAAUAAGCCAAGAAUGUCAAAUAGACUGCCCUGUUGAAAAUGAAAACAUGAUUUGUGCCUUCGAAAUAAACAAAAGCUCCUACAAUAUGUUUCCGAGCAAAUGUGCAAUGGAAGGCUUUGCUAAAUGCUAUGACAUGGAUUUUGUAAGGACGCCGCUAAAAUAUUGUAUAAAAGAACACUUCGCAUUAACUCGACGCAUGUACGGUGAAUCCUGUCCUGUGUUUUGCCCCAAUCAUUACCGACCCGUAUGCGGUUCAUCUAAAUACAGAGACUAUUUGUACAGGACUUUCACUAACGGUUGUUAUCUAGAUAUGAUUAAUUGCAGAGGAGAUGACGAUUACACAGGCUACGUCGAAGUCCCACUGCAAUUCUGCCAAAGACAUCAAAUGAAAAAUAUAUUCAAAGAAAAACUCAUAAUGUCCAAUGUUUACGACCACCGUGAUUAUUAAUAAAAAGGUCUUCUUUUUAAAAGGAA
This is a messenger RNA of Nymphalis io (European peacock), 623 nucleotides long. Its product is annotated as U-Kazal-Dg21.2-like. Gene Ontology annotation, molecular function: protein binding. The record is from RefSeq and is a predicted model, not a curated record. The coding region runs from base 97 to 597 and encodes 166 amino acids. Lineage: Eukaryota; Metazoa; Arthropoda; Insecta; Lepidoptera; Nymphalidae. The transcript is spliced from 4 exons.